Molecule: messenger RNA, 339 nt
Organism: Symbiodinium necroappetens
Lineage: Eukaryota; Dinophyceae; Suessiales; Symbiodiniaceae
Source: the annotation of a GenBank genome assembly
GUGGACGGCUCUGACAACAUAUUCGUGGCGGGCUACACAAACGGGGAUCUCGGCAACGUCAAUGCAGGUGAGUGGGACCUCUUCCUAAUCAAAUUUGACAGCACAGGGACCUGGAAGUGGACCAGCCAGCAUGGAUCAAGCAACAAUGACGUGGCAAGAACAUUGCAGAUCGAUGGCUCCGGCAAUAUCUAUGUGGCCGGCUUCGCCAAUGGACCGCUGGACGGACAGGCAUGGGCAGGCCUGAGCGACAUAUUUCUUAUGAAGUUUGACAACCAAGGGACCAAGCAAUGGACCGUCAUGCGUGGAAGCAGUGGCAAUGACGACGCCGAUGCCCUGCAG